GGACAAUAGUGAAAACCUAUUUGUCAUCCCUUAUAUGUCACCAACCAAUCAGAACGAUAGGGAUGAUUUGGAUCUUAGUUUAGUUAAAAUUUCCUGUGAGGAACUUUUGGCAUUAAGUAACGACCCAGAUCCAUAUACUAAAAUAUUACCAUCGAAAAAAAGAGAACUCUUGCCUGUAGAAGUAAUUGCAAAAAUAUUUCCAAGAGACUCUCCGCCACCCUCCGAACAUGUUCAUAUUCUAGUUGAACAACCAAUAUGUGGAAGCUCUGAUGAAUUCCAAUAUGAAAUCCGGCCGAGAAGUGAAAAUGACAAAAUUUGGAUAAUAACUGCGUGCGUUUAUACUACCCCAGAGACUUCUGUUGUGAUAGACUCUCUCCUUCGACAAGAGAUUCGACAUAGCCAAGCGUUAGUUAUUGACGAGAUUAUGGAAAAAUGUAAACAAGAAGAGAAAUGGAAUAAUGAAUGGAUAGGAUGGCCUAAAGAUGGAUCAUUGGAAACCUAG
Rhizophagus irregularis DAOM 181602=DAOM 197198 is the source of this 502-nucleotide messenger RNA. The record is from RefSeq and is a predicted model, not a curated record. Lineage: Eukaryota; Fungi; Glomeromycota; Glomeromycetes; Glomerales; Glomeraceae.